Messenger RNA from Monosiga brevicollis MX1, 4923 nucleotides. RefSeq lists its product as uncharacterized. The record is from RefSeq and is a predicted model, not a curated record. Bases 1 to 4923 code for a protein of 1640 amino acids. The transcript has 8 exons. NCBI's taxonomy places the organism in Eukaryota, Choanoflagellata, Craspedida, Salpingoecidae.
AUGGCGAGCGACUCCUUUCUCGGCAGCCUGAUCAAUGUGCUGGUGGAACUCCUACGUCUGGUCGGCCGCGGCCUGGCCUUUUGUCUCUAUGUACUCAUGAACGUCGUGGUGGUUACCGGUUGGAUGUUACACCUUGGUCUCUCCUUGAUGGGCGUGGUCCUCAGCCUGCCCCUGUUUUUCAACAUCAAGCCCUUCACUGAGGUGAUGACCGGUAUGAGCAAACCCUAUGUGGACAUGCUCAGUGAAGACGACAGCUGCACGGGCACCAUGCCUUGUACUAGGGCCGUCGACAGCUGGGUCGAGUUCAAAGCCAAGGAUGGCUUCAUCUAUCUCCUGUUCAUCAUCGCCACCCCCUUCCUGAUCGUUGGCUCAACCCUCUGCGCCCUUCUCCCGAUCUUUGACCUUGGUCUCUUUCUGCCCUCCUACCUUCUCGUCAACCUCAACCCGCGCUGCCGCAAGCACUUUAAAAAGCUCUUGGAAGAGUUCCGCGACGAUACCACCUCGGCUGCUGAACGCUAUUUAGUACUUCGUGGUGGUACCUUUGGCCUCGCGCUCCUCACACUAUUUGACCUCGUUGAAGCAUUUUUGUCACCACGCAUGUUGAUGGUGCUGCAAGACGCUCGGGACAAGAAUCUCGAUCGGGGUGCCAUCUUGGCGCACGUCUUUUGGGCAAUUGUUGACCUCUUUUGCUUGACGUUGGGCGUGCUCGUCUUCCUAACCUUCUACCGUGCCUCAGAACUCUGGGCCAGCCUGAGAGCCAACUUCAAUAACAAGGAGACCGAGCACAGGUGGCGCAAAUGCGCGCUGGUCUGCCUUGCCAAGUUUCUGGUCAUGGACCUCUUGCUGUUUAUUGCGGCACUCCUUGAGCUCGUCACUCUUUAUCGAACCAUACCCUUCAUCUCGGGCCUGCGCAGUGCUCUCUCGGGGUUUAUGCCCGCCGAGCGCACCCAAGCCCAACUCGCAGACUUCAACAUGCUCGUACAAAAUAAAAAGCUUGCUCUCUACUUUAUUCUUGCCGAGGCUUCCCGUAAUCUGCUGCUGCCACAGCGUUUGCGGCUUCACAUGACGGGAAACGCCGCCUUUUGGAGUGAUGCCAGCAAGGUGGCUGGGAGUUCAGCCAUCGCCCUCGUCAAGCUUUUCAUCCCGCUCACGCUCAGCCCACCGGACAUUAGCCUCACCACCACCGAGGCCGGCACAGCGGUCCUCACCCUGCACGUGCCUCGUCCAAGCCGCAAGCAACUUCACGAUGUUCUACUUCGCCUGCAACACUCCCAUCGACUUGUUUUGACCGUCGUCGAUCCGAGCAGCGGUCCAGAUCCACUGGUGCAAGUCAUGUUUGAUAUGGCUCACGUGGUCGCCUGGCUGCAGACCGAUCUUGAUAUCAAUACCGUUCGCCCCGCCCAACCGUUGCUGGUUUGUGACGGUCUUACUGAUCCUCCCGUGGAGAGCCGUGACUUCCGAAACGAAGCCUUUCCCCGUCUGGUCCUACAAGAGGGCCUCGAACUUGGUCGCGGGCUAUUGCAUCUCGUGAAUCUGUUGCUGAUCUUGGUCCUCACCUUGAUUCCCUUGGGCCGUGGCUUUGUCUUUUGGCGACAAAUAUCCCGAGGCCGUCUAGUAUAUGCUCAGGCGCGACGGGCUCAAACAUGCCGACGAGCAGUCCGGCGGUAUCUCUACCAUCUCUCCCAGGGUCCCAAAUCCGCACGCGCCCUUGUGCGCGCCAAGCGGCGCCUGUAUGACAUUGAUUAUCUCCCACAGCCCCUGGUCAAAGCCGCGCAGGAGAUGGACUGGAUGCCCGCCUCAGCACCCAGUGAAUGGAGUGCCCAAGGCACCAUCCAGGCAAACCACCUUGCCUACCUUGCCGAGUGCUUGCACGAAGUGCCCUAUUCACCGGAGGAGGCAGCACAACGUGCCAAUUGGAAUUUUUCAAGCAUGAGAAAACUCUGCCACAGUCACCUGGUCCAAUAUGCCGUAGACCUCGCUGGCCUUCUGGGGCUCACCUUGCUUCUGCUUUGGCCCCUGCGUUGGGCUUGGGCCUUUCACCACUGGUCAUUCUAUUGCGCCCUGCAGGGGCGCUUCGAGGGCACUCGCGCCCUGGGGCUGCGCCUGCUGGUUGAGUUUGGCCAGGACGUUCUAGCCCUCAUUGGCAGUGUCUUUGUAUUAGGCUCGCUGUACCAGACCACACCAUUUUUGGUGGCUGCCCUCGAUGCUCUUCCCGUGCAGGGUCUGGUUGGUUGGCACGAGGUCGUCGCCAAUCACACGGAGCAGGUUUUGACGGAUUUCUCGGAAUUGUUGGGGCACAUCUUUAGUCUUGACUUUUGGAAAACGCUGAUCCUUACCUCUGUGGUCGGAUUUGCCGUUGUUGGAGAAGCCAUCACUUGGUGCCUCAUAUUUUUGCGGUGGCCUAGCAGCCUGCGUGCUGCAAUGGCUGCCGUGGUGACGAUCGGAAUGGUCAUCUACUGCUUUAUGCUCCCUCUUUACUGGCAGCCCAAUCGCGAAGGAACGGCGCGUUGGGCAGUUGGCGCCUAUUUUCUUGCACUUGGAGUUUUGGCUCUUUGCGGCUUUUUUGCAGUCAAUGCGAGCGCUCGUCAUUCAAGUACUCUGUCCCACUUUGCGCAGGUCGAUCGGUUGCAAGGCAUCAAUUACAAUCUGGCGAAUCUUCUGACCGUGCUCGGGCUGCUCGUGGAAGCGGCACAGCUCUUUGUUGUGCCUUGGGCGGCCUUGGUCGAGUUGGAUAGCGGUCUGGCCGGGGAUACUUUGGAUGUCAUGGUCAAAACUUAUGAAGCCGUGACCUUGCAGUUUGCCGAAGCGCUUCCCAACCUGAACCCGCAAGUGACGUUUUGGAUUGCCAUUGCUGGCGUGUUCAUCACCUACCUCCUCGUUGCCUCGCCCGCUAUUCGGGCCGUGUUGGAGGGGCACUCCCAACCCUCCAACUUGGGAUUUGGUUGGCAGCUGCUCAUGAGCGCCUUUCUCAAUGUCCUGGGCAUCACCGCCACCUUCAAUGUUGCCAAGGUGCUGCCGUGCGAGGUGUUGGGUGGCGCGUUGCGCUCCAGUUUUGAUCAUAGCUUGCCGUGCUAUGGCACUACGCAUGCAGCGCUCGUAUUGAUAGCCCUGCUGGCCCUGAGCUUUUUUGUACCAGCCAUGGUCUUUUUCCUGCCAGAGGUUGAGGCACGUAUCUACAACGAGUCUCAGCAACUGGCGUUUGCACCAUGGGCCACGAUCGCAUUCAAUGUGGGAAAGCUGGUGAUUGUCGGAGCGGUAUUGUUUUUGCGUCACGAGGUCAAAGCCCAGUAUGCCAUACUGAUAGUGGUUUACGUGGCCCUGCUCGUCGGCAGCACGGCCAAAAGCUGCCGUGCAAACGUACAGCUCGCAACUCAUCCUUUGCUUCUGGUGGUUCGCCUGGGAAUCGUCACGUUGGCUCUGUGGUCGGCCAUUUGUGCGCUGGUACUCGUGACGAGUACACCGAGCAGUGCAGUGGGCGUUGGCUUGAUCUUUGGUGGUGGUUUGUCCAUCGUCGUACUGUUUCUGGUUAUUGGCCUGGUUUUGUUGCAUUCCAAAGCUGGCGGGGCCGAGCAGCGGCGCGAUCGCGCGGCCCUCCGCACGCAGCUGCUGCAGCUCGAGUUGGCUGCAUUUCCGUAUUGCUUACAAGACUCGUGGGGCAGCAAACGUCGGGGUUGGCAGUUUCGGGUCAACCACGCCCAAACUCCCCAACAGUUUGCAGACCUUGUACAGCAGUUACCUCAGCGCCCAGAGUUGGCCCUGCUGGGGUUUGAGUGGGAUCUACCCCAUUGUCAAGAGUACUGGCAACAACAGCGUCUGGUUGUGGCUCUGGCCUACGCCUGGAAUCUCACCAAGCAUACCGGGACGUUCUGGGAAAUACGUGCUCCCAGUCCAGCUGUUGAUGUAUCAGCCUUGCACGUACCGCCCAUUCUACGGCCCGAUGAUAACUUCACGCUCUCCUUGGCGGGCAUGGUGCGCACGCGGCGCCGUACUUUUUUAUGCAUCCUCGGUCAACUUCAAGGCGUAGCAGCGCCUAUUUUGGCUCUGUAUGACCCCGAUAACGCCGAGGCGGGCUGCCAAGGGCUUGUCGUCAUUGACGUGGGCACGCAAAUCAAUCUAAAGCUGCGGCGUCGCUGGCAACGCGAUCCCACCGUCCAGGUGCAAAUCAAAGCUUUGCGGAAGAGCGGACAGACUGGUUGGAGUGGUCCUUUGGUUUUCGAGGCCACGGAGACCCCGGUGACCGCGUAUACCGUGAUAGGAUCUAAAGUGAACUUGAUCGCGGAUCACCCCCCGCCGUUUCCAAAGGGCCUCUCCACGGCGUCACCCCAAUAUACUGCCAAUGCACAGUGGUUUGAGGCUUUGCACAACGCCCGGGGCUCAGAAGCGGAGGCCGUGCGGAGCCACAUUGCAAGAUCCCGUGCUCAACAAUUGGGCAGUCUGCAGGCGUUGGCCAGAGGGGGUACAUCAAGGGCCGCGGGCUCAGCCCCAGCAUACCAAGAAUCCGCCAGCAGUGAUCCUGAAGCAGUGGCGCACGAAUCACCACCGAUGAGCGUGCCAAUUUCUUAUGACGCUGCGGUUGAUAAUCUGGUUGAACAGCUGCCCAUUGAUGAUCCCCAACAUCCCAGCCUGCUUCGACCGCUGCUUCAUGAUUCGGGCUUGGGCCGUAUCCUCAGCAGUGAGGACCAGCCUUGGGGCGUGCGUUGUGUACCAGUUGCAGGAACCGAUGCCGGCGUGGAAGCUGCUUCAAAACACUUGCAAGGGUAUCGCGUUCUGGCCGUGCUCCCGGGAUUUGGCGCCCAUCACCGUGCCGUGCGCCCAGGUUCGUACGGCGCGCCGAUCCUCGCUUCUCCUUGUACUCGAGUAUGCUGUCGCCCGGACUCACAUCCGGUUGUGGACGCUUUGCUUCGUGCACAGGCUCCACUGUGA